AUGCGCCUUCAUUUGAUUAUCUCGCGGCAUGGCUUGCCUGCCACCCGUGUCCUAUGGACGACCGCUGCAGGAGGAUAUGGCUCUCAUGGCCCAGCUCCCACUUCAGCCAUUGCCUCAUCACGUACGCCGAAUAUCGCAUUUGCCAAUGGCGGAUACACAAUUGCUCAGUUACUGGAGGAUGUGAACGAGGUGGUGCCUCUUGAAACAGAACCUAGUGUUUUUGACCCGGAAUUCAGCGGCCACUGGGGAUUGGAAGAUUACGUGGUGGAAGUUAGUGGAUCUGAGUGUCUGCACUUUAUGGAAGUUGAGGGACUGCUUAGAGAUGGAGAUGAAGUCGUCAUCCGAGCUUUGCAGCUUGCAGAUUUGCGCGCAAGAAGACUUUGCGGCCGUCAUCAGAUCACCUCAGAUGGAAAACACCUCAUCGAUGGAGUUCCUUUCGGUUUACCUUUCAAGCAUCGCAAUACCUCUCAUAGACCCGCUGUUACCAUUCCCCCGAGAAAGAAGAGACGCACUUUGCUUUCGGGCUGGGAUCAAGAUCCCGGCUACGCAUUCGACAACCCCAAUCCCGAUGAGGAGGGUGGUGACGGAGAGUGGCUGCCACCUAGUGACACAGGAUUUGGAAAGGAGCUUUCCAUACUACCUACAGAGCAUGACAUGUCCUUGGGAACGGUCAUCAGACAUCCCGUUGCCCACUCUGCGGAUGAAGACAGCGAGGAUGCAGAAGACUAUGAGAUGGAGGAAGAUGAACUUGAAAGCGAACUCGAGGCUUUAAAGGCAGACUUUGAAGUGCCUGCUUCUCAAUUCCUCAAUGUUCAACCAGAAGCUCGGCGGGUUGUUGAUUCUUCCAUUCAGCGACCAAAUUCUGCGGGAAAUAGACCUGAUUCGUCAAGUACUCAAGGCAAAGCAUCCUUGGUAGGCGUUUCUUCCUUAUCUAGUAAAAGAUCUCGUGGGGAUGAUUCUUCACCUAGAACCUCGAAAGCCGUGAGGUUUAACAAAGGAGAUGACUUAGAACUGCCACAACAAAUCCAACCUGCCAAACUUGAAGUUGAAGUUGAAGUUGAAGAUCGUUCGGCGGCGUCAUGUUCCCAAUCUGAAUCGGACUCUGACUCUUCCGAUUCGGAUUCGGAUUCGGAUUCAGACUCUGAUUCUGAUAUGUCUUCCAGUGAAUCAGAGGCAGAAAAUUCGUCUGAAGAACAUGAUUCCUCAGAAGAGGAGGAAGACUCUGACGUGAAUGGCUCAUCAUCUUCAUCUUCAUCCUCAUCCGAAGACUCUAGCUCCGAAGAAGACUCGUCUGACGAGGAAUCUGCCCUCCCCGCCCACAAAAAAGGUUCCAUACGAACAAAGAAGAGUAAUACCCGUUACAAACUUCGACGUCGUCUAUCCAAACUUAAGGAAAUCGGUGUGCUUCCCGCUGAAGCUGACUUUUCCGCUCUUCGCUCUUGGGAGGAACAAAACGGCGGUUGGCAUUACCCUGAAGAGUCAAGUAUUAUGUCUACCCGGCCAAGCAAGUCCGAAAAGCAGGAGCAGGAGCGGCUGGAGUUUGAGGCGAAACGACAGAAACUGCUGAAUGAUCUUGCUUCCGGAGGCAUUGACGUUGAAGAAGCAUCUGAGAAGGAAAACAUGCCCCCACGUACCUCCACCGUCUCAGAAUCUGCCAUCCCAGAGCAGUCUAAAGAUGAAGCACCUGAACCAGAACGCCCGAGUCGUCGUACCUUAGAUAUCGCAAGCUCGCGUCGAUUGAUUUUUGGACCUCUUGGGCUACGCACGCCAAAGACGAAAGAAGAUGAGGAGGCAACUCGCACAAAGUUGGCCGCCCUAGCCAGCAAGGGGAAUCGCAAGAAGCCGAUUGAAGCACCGCCAGUCGAAUCGAAUGAAGAAGAGAACGAUGGUCGUGAUCCUAACUGGCAAGAGAAGCUUACCAUCACAGCCACGGAGUGCAUGCUUCCUGACAUCACACUAACCGCACCACCUUUUCCCUUCGUGAAUCGUUGGGAUAAAGAUGCAAAUGAUAAAAUUCGAGCUGAAAUGGGUUGGGGGAAGAAGCGAAAGCGAAAGCAGAGAAUUCAAGUUUACGAAGGUCACGAGGAUGAAGCCUAUGGGGACUAUCAGAAUGAAAAUGACAACUACGAAGAUCAUAGCAAUUGGGAAGAGACCGAGCUCGAUUACAAUGAAGAACCGGAAGCGGAAAAUGCCCCAAGUGAGCAAGCUGCUGCUACUGACGACCUCCCUGCCCUGCCCAAUGACCCGAGCUCUCUUGCAGACUUGCUUGAAUGUGAGGCAAAUCCUGGGGCCGUAAUCGCAUUUCGUCAAUUAGACAUGUCCAAGGAUACAAAUUGGCAGCCUCGGAUGUCCGAGUAUCGAGUGGCUGAAGUGCACCAAGUUGACCAAGGCAACCUGCAUGUACAGCUAGCGGUGAGGGAUCGGAAACCGAAGAAAAACGACUACAACUCCGAAGAUGACGAACCACGGGAAUACAGUGGCUUUGAGAUGCCUGGCUUCGACGAUGAUGAUGGAGAUGAUGAUGGCUUUCGUGAACUUGCCUUUGCGGAACUGAGCGACCCCAAACUUCUCAAGCCCGCACCGUCGGCCUAUGAGAACGAGGAGAACGACAAGAACAAUGCUCAAGAAGGUAGCAUUGUCUCCAUAGUCGAGGAUUCGAUGCCGAACGCCCAAUUGGCUCCCCCAGUGGCAGACAUGGACCUCGAUGAAACAACUUUUGUGACUUUAGUCACUGCCAAUGAAUCCCCCGUGCGACUUUCCGAUGUCCCCUCUAUCCCCUCCAUUCAAACCCCGGGAGGUCGCCUAAUCACUGCGACACGAGGCCAAGAUGCCGAUGACGAGCGUAGCGACAGCCCGGUAGUGCCCUCGCCUUCAUUCUCCGGGUUCCACUCUGUUCGGUCAUCUCCAGGCACAACCAUGCGCUUCCAUAAUGAAUGCGAAGAGAGCAAUAUCCUUGACGGUCAUACUCUCAUAGAAGAGGCCCAGACUACUCUUGCCGAUAUUUCAAAUCAGGAUUUCUCGGGACUUUCAUUCUUAUCUGCCAACCAAUAUUUUUCCAAUGAUCGUUCUCAGAGCGAGGAACAGCAUGAUCGCCAAGUAGUUGAGGAGCCCCAGGCUGCUUCCGGGGGAAAUACAUCCGGAAGUAAUUCUCUCCUCUUUCAGCUGCAGGUUAACGACGGCGCCAACUUAACUUCUUCUAAGGCCCCACCUGUCCAGAGUGCUGUUGAAGAAAGCCCCAAUGUCCAAGGGGAAGAUAUGGGUCGAGCAUCGCAGGCAUGGAGCGAGGUCACGAGAUUUCUACACAAAGAUCAAUCUUCUUUAGAUCACACUGAUCAGGACAAGGACGAGCUCGAGGACGAUACGGACGGUGAUCAAGAAGAUGGAGAUAGCCUUCUUCAUAGCAAUCAGAGCCUGGAUCUCUCUCCGCAUCCAUCUCCAUUUCCCUCCAGCUCACACUCAUCCCGCAGACCACCUCCGAGUGCCCAGCGUCAAACUCCAUCCCAGUCUCAACCAACUCCGACAAACAAGAAAUCUAAAACAUCCAAACGCAACGCUGAAUCACCUGCUGGGUCUACCCACUCCAAGCGUAGCGCUCGCCCAGUUGGUUCCCAGAUCAGUGCAUCGCAGAUGUCCGAAGUCAUAGAUCUUACCUCUAGCCCGGCCCCUGAGGCUUUGACGCACAAUCAAUCAGCGUCGGUGUCGAAGCCAGGCGCUGAUGAUCGCGUUCUCGAAGUUUCUGGACCUGAGAGUCGACCAUCAACCUCAAAAGUCCAGCACAUGACGGAAGUCAGUAUCAGCUCGCCAAUAAUUCCAAAGAAGACUAAGAAGAAGCGAUUGUCCCGUAAAUUUUGA
Molecule: messenger RNA, 3852 nt
Organism: Penicillium malachiteum
Lineage: Eukaryota; Fungi; Ascomycota; Eurotiomycetes; Eurotiales; Aspergillaceae
Exons: 4
Coding region: 1-3852 (1283 amino acids)
Source: RefSeq, a predicted model, not a curated record